Chironomus riparius is the source of this 1444-nucleotide messenger RNA. NCBI's taxonomy places the organism in Eukaryota, Metazoa, Arthropoda, Insecta, Diptera, Chironomidae. The record is from the annotation of a GenBank genome assembly.
CAACAUUCAGAACAUCCACAAACAUUCCGCAUUUCACAAAAAUUUUCCAUAAAAAAAAAUCCACUGGACUUAGGAACUAAGGAUCAACUUUUUAUUUUAAGUUCAAAUGUCUCUCAAAAUGCGAACAUCAUAUAAAACACUGUACCUGACAUUCAUUCUGUCAUCAAUUUGUAUAUUUCUGUAUCAGUAUCAUAUGGCGAUACCUAGGAUGAUAUCAUUGCAGCAACAAUCAAUUAAUGACGUUAUAACAACAUCAUCAUCAACAUCAACAACCACAACAACGACAAAUCUUCCUCCAACAGAUAAAUCAGGCAACAAUAAAACCACACAAUCAUCAACAGAUCUCCUAUCCUCUAAUCAGUUUUCAUCAUCGAAUAAUUUAACAAAACAAUCAUUUACAAGUAAACAUUCACAUAAAGCUUCUCCUACUUCUACUUCUACUCCUGUGACGCCUCAACACAAUCCAUCAAAUAAUCAUUCGCCUAUUUUAAAAACAAACAGUGUGAAAAGUUUUACGUCUAGCAUAAAUCCAAAUCUACCACCAAUCUACAUAAUAACACCAACAUAUAGGAGACCAGAGCAGUUGGCAGAAUUAACACGACUCGGAUACACAUUGAAGCAUGUUCCAAAUAUUUUUUGGCUUGUUGUCGAGGAUGCCGUGGAGACGACACAAUUAGUUACGAAACUUCUUCUGAAACUCAAUAUUCCGUUUGCACAUUUACUUGCCCCAAUGCCUGAAAAAUAUCGAAAAAAUAAAGUGAAACCACGCGGUGUGAGUAACAGAAAUCGCGCCCUUGAAUGGAUAAGGGCGAACGCAACGGAGGGUGUGCUGUAUUUUGCAGAUGACGACAAUACUUAUGAUGUGGAAAUAUUUGAUGAGAUGCGGUAUACAAAAAAGGUUUCCAUGUGGCCUGUUGGACUUAUAACUAAAUACGGUGUGUCGACACCGAUUGUGAAGAAUGGAACUAUCGCAGGAUUUUAUGACGGUUGGAAUGGAGGUCGAAAGUAUCCAGUUGAUAUGGCCAGUUUUUCUGUAUCCGUGCGGUUUCUACACUCACGACCGAAUGCUAGCAUGCCAUAUAAGCCUGGCUACGAGGAAGAUGGAUUUCUAAAAAGCUUGUCGCCUUUAAAACUGACUGAAAUUGAAUUACUAGCAUCAAAUUGUACUGAGAUACUUGUUUGGCAUACACAAUCAAAGAAGAAUCCAAAUGCGAUGCCCCUAGAUACGGCGAAAUACAAUAGCACGAAUCUCAUACAGUUAAGACAAAUUAUAGUGUAACAUGCAAAAAAAUAAGCAAAGUGUACCGAAAUGGACGGUGUUUGUGUUUAUUUCCAUAAAAUAAUAUUAAACUUUUAAUCAAUGAGGUGCUAAAAUAAUUUUUUUUUUAUUUUCUAUUCUGUGAAAAAAAAAAAUUGUGAGAUGAAUAAUAAAAAAAAAGUAUAA